Molecule: messenger RNA, 5488 nt
Organism: Bombus huntii
Lineage: Eukaryota; Metazoa; Arthropoda; Insecta; Hymenoptera; Apidae
Exons: 4
Coding region: 4933-5445 (170 amino acids)
Source: RefSeq, a predicted model, not a curated record
UGUACAAUUAAAAAAAUAUAUAAUAAUAAUGCUAAAAUCAAUAAAUAGGAUCCGGAACGAUAUGGUGUAGAACAUAAUUUAGUUUUUAAAAUAAUAAAAAAAAUAUAAACAUAAAGCAAGUAAAUAAAACAAAUACAUAUGAAUAUACAUAAUAUUCAUAUACAUAUAAUACAUAUAAAACAAAAAAUCAUCUAUGAUCUUGAGAAAGAACACAAUAUUUAAGAAAUAUUAAAAUUGCUGGGAAUAUUGAAUUAAAUACAAUAUGUUUCAUCAAGUUUCAAAAUAAUCUAUUUUAUAUUUAUUCAUUACGAAAUAAUAUUAGUUGCGUCUAUUUCUCGCUCUUUACAAGAAGAUAACGAUUACGAACACUGCGAAAUCUCGAAUGAGUUGGCUGUCUUAAAGAAAAAAUUUUCUCUCUAGUUAUAUGUGCAUUCGAUUACAGCUGAGUAUACAGUAUACAGCUUAGACUUUGCAUCUUAUGGGAUUUUGAAUCACCCUCUGCGAUUUACAGCGAUGAGUAUAGGAAUUAUAUUCAAUCCAACUAAUAAAGUUGGUGAAGUCAGACGAGCGUGAUGAGAUUAACAGGAGUAAAAAUCUGUUGUAAAGAUACCGCUCUAGUCACAAGAACUAUACAAUGAAAUAAGUUCUUGUAGCGUAAAAUCACAGUGAAUAUAUCUCGUUUGUGGUAGAACUAAAUACAAUAGGUCCUUGUAUAUUCUAGCGUCAGAAAGGAAAUGAAAGUGCUCACGCCCGUAGUUCUAGUUGUUUCACAGUAUAGGCACUGCACCAUGCGGUCAAGUGCUGAAGUUAACUAAAGUUAGCAUAUACAAAAACCUAUAAAGUUAGCGAUCUGCCCUGUUUGGUUGCAAUUUAUCAUAUACAAGAAUCUAUGUAUUUAAGCUUAAAGUUAGGGAUUUGACCUGUUUAAUUGCACACUAGCAUAGACAAGAAUCUUUUGAGUUCCACGCUGCAAGAACCUAUUUAAUUGUGCGGUUAUAUAGAAAAGUUCAUAUCUAAUCAUUUAUCCGAGAUAGACAAGUACGAGAAUGACAAAAUAACGCAAUAAUGAAACUAAUUAUAAAUUUCCUAAGAAAGAGAAAUUAAUUGUUUACUAUAUUUUUUUAGAGAAGAAAGGAGAAUAUUCUGUAAACGAUAAUCAAUCAGUGGAAUGAUGCGAUAAUUUUAAUAUAUCUUUUAUACACAAUAUUGUUUUAGAUUUAACAUUAUAUUUAUUUCCGUCACGAUAAUGUUUUUGUUAUAGUAAAAUGAAAAUAUCAAUUUUUUAGCAAUAAAUUGGUGAGCAAUGAAUAAUAUUUCUGAUAAAAUGUAUGUAUCUCAGGUAUAUUUAUGAAAAGGAUAAAAAUAAAAAACCAGUUAACUAUAGGCCAAGAUGUAAGGACAUGGAGACGUAACGACUAAUUUGUGCAACCAUGUAACUAACCACGCUUUCUAUCCAUCUUACUUUCAUUACUGACUCCACUUUAUUAAUUCUAUGAAUAUUGUUUUUAUUAAAAUUAGGAGGAUUAUAUUAAGCUGAACAUAUCACAUUAUAUUGAAAGCAGACGACACUUCUCAUAUGGUAUCUAGCGAAAGAAUGACAAAAAAAUAGAAGAGGGAUUGCGAAAGAUGAAAUAAAAAUAUGAAAUCUUUUAACGAAAAUUUUAGAUAAAAAAAUUGUCUUAAAAAAUAUGGGAAAUUAUGUCAACAUUGGUAGCGAAAAUUUCACUUCAGAAGAAAAUUGAAAAUUUUUAUGAAAAUUUAAUAUAUCUAUGAAUUUUUUACACAAAGAUACGGCAGUCUGGGAAAACGAUGACACAUAUAAAACAGGGAUAGAAAUAGUACAAAAUGUCAGAAUAUAAUAAUUUAUUAACAAAAAACAACGAAAAUAAUAAAUAUAUUCACAAAUAUUAGAUAUACCUAAUAUGUAUGUAUGUCUCUAUGUCAAUAGACCGUUCUAUAAAGGAAAACUAUCCAAUAUGUUUAAGUCAAAUUUUACACUUGUAUUAUUCAAGUAUAAAUUUGUGUCUUCGAGGAAAUCCCAACUGCUCUUCGCCCUUCCUUUUAACUCUUGAGAUUUGCACCCUUCUUUCUUGAUGUCUUCUCGGGCACGGAUCUUCUUCACUUUUAACGGAAGGCUCUCCUUCCAAUGCUCUCCUUCCAAUGCUCUCCUUCCAAUGCUUCUAGAAUCAUUGAAGAAAUUAAUUCUUCAGAAUUCGGAACACGAUUGUUUUGUAGGAUGACUUCAUAGUGAUCGUUUUGUUUUACUUUACGAACAAGAGAGUUUCGGCGGUCAGCAGGAAAUCACAUUCUCACCUUUUGCGACGAAGAGUCCUCUUCUCGGACGAAGAUGUCGGGAUUCAUUCUCUUUUUUCUAAUUCAUUUUCCUCUUCCCGUACGAAUAUAUGUAUACUACUAUGCAUCUAAUAGAAAUAAAACAAGGAAAGUAAGACGUAUUUUUCCCAAAAAUAUUCAAUAAUAUUUAUUUCUAGAAUAACAGAGUACGAUUAUAUACGAAGUUGGCGUGAAAUAAUUAAAAUUUAUUUUUUACAAGGAUAAAAUGACAGUGAAGCUGAGAUAAAUUUAGAAAUCAAUAUAUCGGCAUAACAUAUAGGGUUAUCCACUUAAUUCGGAACCCGCGUUUACAAGAUAUUGAGAAUGACAGUAGUGUAACAUGUACGCUUACUACUAAAAUCAAAUAUUGCAAGCCAUCUAUGAGCUGUCGAUCGAUCUGAUCGAUGCCUGUGUGAGGAGUCCUGUUGUAUCUCAACUGUUUAACUUGUUCCUUAUUGUUACGCUCGACAUAUUCACAGCAAAACGGUCCAAAAUCAGGUAAUAAUAGUCAAUUUAUAGAAAGGAAUCGUUAACAAAUUUAAUAUGGUAUUUAAUAUGGGAAAAUAUUUAAUAUGGUAAGGAUGAAAAUUUCUGAACUAAAUAAGAAAAGGACCUUAAUGUUUGUAAGAAUGUAAACAAUUUCAUCGUAAUUUGUAAUAACUGUGAGAAACUUGUAAGAAAAUCUGAAGUUCGAACACCUGGGUCAGCUGCCUGACUUUCGUCACCCUUGAACGUCGGAAGAGAAAGAGUGAACACUUGAGAGCGUUAUAAAUUAAACCCUCUCCCCCCUCCCCGCCAUAUGGUGUCAUGGACCAACGGCCCCGACGUUUUGUAACUGCGACGCCUGAUUUUUCCGAGUAUUCUUGAUACAAUCAUCGAUAUGGACGAACGUCAAAGUAAAACCACGCGAGUUCAGCAUUUCCGAAUCUAGAGAACGUGCUGUGAACAUGACUACCUUGAAUUCGCUUCUAAUAUUUUUUUACAGUUUUGAAUGCGGUUUUGAAUAAAAAUAAAGUUACGUUGCAAUAACAUUUCAGAUAAGAUAUCAGAUAAUUCAAGCUAUCAGUUGUUAAAAAAAGAAAUUGAGCUAUAUGUAGGAAUAAAAGAAUUCGCUAGCUCGCUUUGAAAUUUCGGGGCGCGCAGGAACAUGAAGUCGUCGGGCGAAAACCUGCGUUCUCUGCUUAUUGUAACGUCUUUCGUUUACGAAGAAACUUUUUCUUUCUUAUUUUUUUUAACCAAUUAUAUCGUGCUUCAUGUUAUUUUAAUUACAAAAAUAUCACGGAUAUGUUGAUGAAAGUUUCAUUAAAAAAUGGAUCAAUAAUAUAAAAGUUUUAAUAUAAAAAUUUGCCACUAUCUCUGUAAUCAGUAGUAGAUAUUCGAUAAAGAAACGCUAUGUAAUUGUUUUAUUGUAAAUCCUAAGAUAUCAUCAAAAUGGUCUAAAAUGCCCGUACUGUGAAUAUGUCUUAAUUCACCUUCGUCUGCAGGCACAAUUCUUUCUCAACUAUUGUUGCGUUUUUUGAUAAUACAGGAAACAUUCGAUAAUCGUACAAAAAUCGGGACCUAAGUGUUGCAAUAAUGGAAAUGUAGAAACCAUUCUGUUUCUCGAAACUAAGGUCUUAGACGUAUUAGACGUAGAAAAUGACAAUGAAAGUGAAAGAGAAGGAGAGACUGACAAUCAAAGUGAUCCACAAAUAUUAAAGGCCCGUCAUAAGGUGAGAUCUUUAACUCAAAAUUCAAACUUUUUUAUUUUUUCAAGAUAGUUGAAUUCGUCUCAACAAACACUGGCGUACAUACUGAGGAAAAGGAAUACGUGGUUCCAUGCAACGGUGAAAAAAUAUUCAUGCCAGUACAGUGUAUGAAAAAAUAUAUACGCCAAGUGCCGAAGAUUAAUGUUAAAUUUAAAUGGUGUAUGGAAAAAUAUUAAAAUUAACAUCAUUUUACUGAUUCAUUAUCGUUUGGAACAGAAUAUUCUCCUUUCUUCUCUAAAAAAAUAUAGUAAACAAUUAAUUUCUCUUUCUUAGGAAAUUUAUAAUUAGUUUCAUUAUUGCGUUAUUUUGUCAUUCUCGUACUUGUCUAUCUCGUAUAAAAAAUUAGAUAUGAACUUUUCUGUACAACCGUACAAUUAAAUAGGUUCUUGCAGCAUGGAACUCAAAAGAUUCUUGUCUAUGCUAGUGUGUAACUAAACAGAUCAAAUCCCUAACUUUAAGCUUAAAUACAUAGAUUCUUGUAUAUGAUAAAUUGCAACCAAACAGAGCAGAUCGCUAACUUUAUAGGUUUUUGUAUAUGCUAACUUUAGUUAACCUCAGUUCUUCGCCAUAUGGUGCAGCACUAGUCCGGGAACAACCAAAUUUAUUAGUGUGAGCACUUUUAUUUCCUCUCUGGCAGUAAUAAAGUUAGUGGAGUAAUAGAGUUAGUGUACAAAUGGGAGUGGAGGGACAAAUUCAUAUCACGUGACACAAGCGACAUUUAAGUUGUUGAAUGGUAGUAGAGGUAAUAUGACGUCAUGUAUUUCUCGAGAGUCGAAAGGGAAAGGAAUUUGAGGAGAGAAUUCUCCUGGCAACAGUGGCGGCAAGCGGUAAGACAGUUGGCAAAGAUGGAAACAUGGCGGGGGUACUCACUAAUUGUGGUGUAUCCCGAAAUGAUUGUCUAGUUUCUCUUUUGGUUGUAGGGCCAGCAGAAUUAUGUCACAAAGUUUCUGAAGGAUUACAUGAAAGUGCAAAAGAAAGGAAGUGGCGUAUUGUCGUACAUCAGUGUGAACUUGUUGCUAAAAUCAUAGAAUCGAGCUUAAGUCUUGGUAUAGAUUUCAUUAUUUUUGUUUUUGAUUGGAGAACUACACAAUCUUUAUCCGAAGUAGAAACAAAUAUAAGUCUCAUAGAUGAACAUUAUAUAAUUUCUGGAGCUGUAUGCCUUGUAAAUUGUAGAGGAAUUUCAAAUAUUAUGGGAUUAACUUCCCACAAAUCAGCAAAAAUACGAGAGAAAUACAAUAUUCGAUUUUUAUCUGCUAAUGUUUUUAAACCACAAAUUUGUGUUCAAUUAAGUAAUAGAAUACUGAAUUUAGUGGAAGCUAUAUUGGGCAUAACAAGUGGAAUUCCUACUACUGGUCUACUGAUAUAAAAUUUUAUAAACCUGUUCUUAUAUUAUUAAUAUUAAAAUGAAG